Molecule: messenger RNA, 366 nt
Organism: Linum tenue
Lineage: Eukaryota; Viridiplantae; Streptophyta; Magnoliopsida; Malpighiales; Linaceae
Source: the annotation of a GenBank genome assembly
AUGGCAGCCCAAUUGUUCGGUUCAGAAGUGAUGAUGGAGGAUGGACCCAAUGUGGACGAAGCAGUUGAGAACGAAGCCACCAAGCCUCCUAAUGCUUGGGGCGGGCGAAAGCUCUUCGCCGAUGUGUUAUCGGGUGAUACCUGGUACGUGGCGGAGUCUGACUCCGAGGACGUUGCUCAAGCCAUGCGUGAGGAGGACCAUGACGAUGAAACCCCGGAGGAAGAAAACCCACGGUGCCCGUCAAUUCUUUUUAUGGCCAUGGAGAAGCAGCGCUUUCGUCGUAAAUGGCGUUCGGCCCUAAUAGUUAAAGUUCUAGGCCGUACCUUUCCGUUUCCUGUCCUCUCGAAGCGGCUGGAAUCCCUUUAG